Messenger RNA from Achroia grisella, 375 nucleotides. Its product is annotated as cuticle protein 7-like. NCBI's taxonomy places the organism in Eukaryota, Metazoa, Arthropoda, Insecta, Lepidoptera, Pyralidae. The transcript is spliced from 4 exons. The record is from RefSeq and is a predicted model, not a curated record. The coding region runs from base 1 to 375 and encodes 124 amino acids. Gene Ontology annotation, cellular component: extracellular matrix.
AUGUUCAUUAAAAUUGCUUGUAUCAUAGCCGUUGUGAUUGUUUGUGAGGUGACAGCACAAAAUCACCACCAUAAGCCAGCUAUUUCAUCACAGAGCAUUGAGAGACACGACAUUCCUGCUCCCCCUCCUAAAGAUUUCCUUGAACACCAGGGCCCAGCUAAGUACGAGUUCGAGUACAAAGUACACGACCCUCACACCGGAGACGACAAGUUCCAACACGAGACACGUGAUGGUCAUAACGUAAAGGGAGUGUACAGUCUACAUGAAGCUGAUGGAUCCAUCAGAACAGUACACUACACGGCCGAUAAGAAACAGGGUUUCCAAGCCGAUAUUAAACACACUACGAAGCACGUGGAAGAUCACAAACAUCACUAG